AUGGCCAUUAGAAGCAUGGACUGCACUUAUUUAGAGUCUGAGGCCUAUCGUCAAAAGUUUAGAAACUGCAGAAAACAUGAAGGGCAGACUUAUGUUGAGUUUGCCAGAACCAAGGUUGUGAUGUUUGAUAGAUGGUGUUCCUCCAAAGAGAUAAACAAAGACUAUGAGAAGUUGAAACAACUUAUGCUAGUUGAGGAGUUCAAAAGGUGUAUUCCAUGUGACAUUAAUACUUAUUUGGAUGAACAAAAGGCUGAAUCAUUAGAACAAGCAGCUACUCUAGCAGAUGACUAUUGCCAGGUGUCAGAAGAUAAGGUUGUAUCUGAUCUUCCUAAAGUUAGUGAGAUCCCAACCGAUAAGCAGGAAGAGAGAGAAGAGUUAAAUGUAUAUCCUUCGUGUGCUGUUACUAGGGCUAGGGCUCAACAGAAAGCUAAGUCUGACUUCCCUAGAUCCAGUGAAAUUGAUUUAGCAGAGACUUUUAUCAGUCAUCCUGAGGAAAUUGAAGAUAUGGAAAUGUCACCUGCUAGUAUGAGAAAAGUGGAUGAAUCAGAUAAAAGGGGCAGAUUGUUAGCUGAAGGGCUUAGAUCUGAAGGUGAUAAGUACAGUUUUGGGGAAGAUUCAAGUGGAGUUAUUUCUAGGGAGAAACUUAUUGAAGAACAAAAGAUGAAUCCAGAACUUAGGUUGUUAAGAGACAAAGCUGUUUCAGAAAAAGAUAGUGAUGGGGAGGCAGUUAGCCAAGAGAAGAUGAAAACCUGGUAUGAUAAAAAGGCAGAACACAGGGAGUUUGCACCAGGUGAUAAAGUCCUCAUUCUUUUACCAAUACCAGGACACCCACUAAGAGCUAGCCAGUUCUGUCAGAACUUUUCUCAAGUAGCAGCUCCAUUGACCAAUCUACUGAAGAAAGACUGCAAAUUUAACUGGGAAAAGUCUCAACAACAGGCCUUUGAGAAGAUCAAAGCUAUUCUAACUAAUGCACCUGUGUUGGUUGUGCCAAACUUCAACAAGACCUUCAACCUCUAUGUUGAUGCCUGUGACAUAGGUGCAGGAGGAGUACUACAGCAAGAAGAGGAUUUGGGGAUAGACCAUCCCAUUUGCUACUGUAGCAAAACAUUUGACACUCAUCAGAGAAACUACUCAAUCAUAGAGAAAGAGACUUCGGCCCUGAUACUAGCUCUCCAACACUUUGAAGUGCACCUUAGUACAACGGUGACACCAGUACUUGUGUUCACAGAUCACAAUCCCCUUGUGUUUGUGAAGAAACUUAAGAACAAGAAUCAGCGACUAAUGCGCUGGAGCAUUCAGCUUGAGAACUUUGAUCUGGACAUUCAGCACAUCAAGGGAAAAGACAAUAUAUUGGCUGAUGCACUCUCACGUUACCAUGUUCAAGAAACCUUUGACAACAUAAUCCAAUCAACCCAGCUUCUCAUACGGCACGAUGACCCUUCACAACAUGUGUCUACAUUUGCUGAGAGAGCAGCCCUCAAGAUUCUCAAAUCAAAUGGAUGCAUUUAUAUUAAGGGGAAAUCUGGUUCAGGUAAAUCGAAGAUUGGGUUAAAACUUCUUGAUGAUGUAGCCAGGGAGAAAAGUGUACAACCUGCCAUACUUACCUCAUUCAGACAAUGGAAUUUGAUCCCACAAUCUAAGGAAAACAAACUAAAGUAUGUUGUUAUGAUUGAAAACAUUUUUGGAUGCAGUAAUUUUGUGCAGGCCAGGGUAGAAGAAUGGAGCAGGCUGUUUGAAAUCAUGUGGCCAGCUGUGGAAUCUGGACGCAUCUAUCUCAUUUUAACAUCCAGACCAGAAAUCAGUGCUCAGUGUGAGAGUCGUGUGAAGAAGUACAAACUGAUGGAGAACAUUCAGUGCAUCACUCUGGACUCGGGGACAUACGCUCUCAGGAAUGGAGAGAAGAAGAAACUGAUGAGGAUGUAUUGUGGGAAAUUAACAUUCAGUGAUGAGGAAAUCGGAAAAGCAAUAGAAGUGGACGGGGCUCUGGGCUUUCCCCAAUGCUGCAGGUUCUUUUCCAGGAGUAAGAAAGCAAAGGAUAAAGGUAUUCAGUUUUUCUACAAGCCAUAUGAAUACAUAACAGAGGAAGUGGAACUACUUCAAGAAAGUGAUCCCCUUGGAUAUCUGGUACUUCUUCUUGUGUUGAUGAAUGGUGGUCACUUGGCGAAUACUCCAGUGAGGUCUUCAAAUACGACACAUCAGAUCGAAACUCUCAUUGACUUAUGUAGUCUUUCAUCUAAGCCGAGUUUAAGGGAUAUUUUGAUGAAGGCUGAGUCACUCUGUGAUGUUUAUUUACAGAACAUUGACAAUAACUUUCAGUUUCAUCAUCAGUCAAUCUUUGAUGCUGUUUUUGUUUUUGUGUCAAGAAUAUAUCCAGACAUGUUUCUUGGAUUAUGCCCAGCAAAGUUGCUCGUAGAACUGGUAAAGACAGAGAUACAUGGAUCAACGUCAAAUGAAGUUGUUGUCAUAGUUCCUAGGGAAGAUUAUGGCAUUCUUGCUGACAGAAUCACAGAGCUACUUCUGUCUGAAGACGCUUUGGUAGUCCUCGACCACCCUGCCCUGCACGAUGAAGAGUUUGCAAAUGUCAUGUUUGAAAAAUGGAAACAUGAGAAUAAACUACACGGCAUACUGACAUUCAUAAUGCCUAACCAGUUAGAAAUCAAGAUUGGCCAACCAGUAUCUAAUAAAUGCUUGUUCAAAUGCAAAUUCAUCCUCCCAUGUCUGUUACUGAAACAGAUCAGAAAGCUUGCACAUUUAUUGACUGCCACUCUUAAUGAUGACUCUCCUCCAGACAUGCUCACAGAGAUCUUGGCAUGCACAGUGUAUACGAAAGAUUUAGCUUUAUCCAGCAUGUUAUUGAACAUGGGAGCAUCAUCAGAUGAAUGUUGUUUCCGUGCUUUAUGUGGAUCGCCCUACACAUCAGAAGACACUGAUGAGAUUGCCAAACAUAUUCUUUCUGAAGGUACUGACUACACAGAAUUGGAAGAUAUGUUUUGUGUUGCUGUUUUGAAGGAAAAUAGUCUUGUUGCUCAAUAUCUCUUUGAAAGUAAACUCAAAAAGAAGGAAAUGAAAAUAUUAAAUCAUUGGUUAGAGAGUCUUUGUGAACUGCUUUCUAACACGAACGAUAAUGUAAAAGAUAUCAGUGAAUCUAAUAGAACAAUGGCAGAUAUCACAGAGAAAAUGAUUGAAACAGCAUGCAUGUCUGACCCCGAAUACCUGCUCUGGAAGGCAGCAACGCAUCCUGUAUCUAUUAUCUUACAACAUCUGCUCAAGAUGGAUCUUGAUGUUAAUGAGGUGUUUUUGGGAAGCAAGCCUCUGCAUCAAGCUUUGAGGUUUGGUGUGGCUGAUAACGUGGCUCUUCUUUUGGAGAAUGACGUUGACAUCUGUAAGACCAAAGACAAUACAGUGUUUCAUUUGGCAGCAAAGUCGGAAGUUGACAGUGAAGAGAAAACUUACAUACUUUGCUCAUAUUUAAAAUCUUGUAAGAUCGUCAUCCCAACUUCUCAAGAAGAUUCAAACCUCGCUGAAGACUUAAGAGAUUCCGAAAAUCCAGAUCGUCAAGGAGAUCAAGAGAAUCCCGAAAACAAAGAAGAUGUAGAAGAUACAGACGAUCAAGAAUAUAGAAAAGAUCAUGAUGUUGACGAAUUAAAAGAACAAGAAGAUUCAGAAGAUUUGGACAACGAAGAAGAAAACGAAAAUGUCCCUGACACUUUGGAAAAGUUCCUCAUUACCGAAAGUCAAUAUGGAAUGCCAAUUCAUUCAGCAUGCCAUGCUGAAAAUGCUGGAAGUCUAAGGAUAUUGAUUCAAGCAGGUGCUGACGUCAAUAUACAAACAGCUAAACUAGAAACGCCACUUCAUGUGGCAGUGAAGAAAAGAUCUGUGGAGUGUGUAAGAUUGCUAUUACAAGCCAAUGCAUCAGCUGAUACGAUUGAUUCUGACAUGAAUUUGCCAUUAACAUGUUCAGACAAAACUGAUUUUGAGAUAGUAAAGGCUCUUGUUAAUGCUGGCACUGACGUAAACUACUCAGGACACAGUGGAAGGACAUGCAUGCAUUUGUCAUUACAAAAUGAUGACUUAGACACAGUCAGAUUCUUAUGCGACCAUGGAGCUGAUGUCAAUACUGUCAAAUCUGAUGGAGUCACAGUGUUGAUGGUGGCUGCGCUCCAUGGAGAGAUACACAUGGUGAAGCUUCUGUGUGAGAAAGGAGCUAGGCUUGACAAAAGAGACGAAAAUGGAGAGACGGUGUUGCACAAAGCUGCCAAAUCUGAAAUAGAUGCUGCAGAGAAGCUGCUGUACCUGUUAGAGGAUCCACAUGCUCCUAUUGAUGUAGAGGACAAUGCAGGGAGGACUGCUGUGUUUCCUGCAGUACAGUCGGGGGAUAUUGAGGUGAUACAAAUUAUUCAUGACAAGGGGUUUGACUUACUGAAGUCUGAUAAAGAUGGAAACAAUGCCUUACAUGCAGCAUGCAAAGAAGGUGUUCGUGACUUUGAUGCUUUAUCCACAGUAUUUGGAAACAGCUUUGGACACAUUAAUCAGCAGAAUACAUUUGGUGAGACUGUCCUUUAUCUUUUGGUCGACGGUAACAUCUCCUGUGACUUAAAACCUCUUUUAGAUAGAGGUGCGAAGCCCAACAUAGCCAAUGCAAAGGGUAGAACAGUUCUUCAUUUGGCUGUGGAGAAAAAGAAACUUGAACUUGUUAAAUUAUUUCUACAGAGUGAUGGUGACUCAUGUGUUGCAGAUAUAAUGGGCAUGACACCACUUCACAUUGCUUCUGAAAAUGGAAAUUGUGAAAUGGUUAAGCUGCUCUUGAAGCACGGAUCAGAUCCAAAUGCUGUGAAUGAAACUGGUAGAACACCCGUCCACAUUGCAUCUGAAAACAUACACGAAGGCUGUGUUCAGGAGCUCCUAAAUGAAGGCGCCGAUCCUUGUGUGGUAGAUAAAAAAGGACUCACACCACUUCACCUGUGUGUGGGGGUUAACAUCGCUAUGAAAACACUUCAACACAUGUUACCCCUUGCUUCUUAUGGAUUAGGAGAAUCAUUUUGGAGAUCAAUUCUAAAUUCAAGAGAUCGCAUCAUGAAGAUGCUAUUGGAAAACGGUGCCAAUCCAAAUAUGUCUGACAAUGAGGGCUAUUGCCUUCUCUAUGUUGCGUCUACCGAGCGAAUUGCAGAAUCCUCUGUUAAAAUACUGUUAGAAGCAGGAGCAGAUGUUUCUGCUUUGGAUCCAGAUGGGAGGUCACUUCUUCAUGCUGUUGCUGAAAGAGGAACGCCUGAAGUGUAUAAACUCCUGGUCGAUAGUGGAGCUAAUGAAUAUAUGCGGGAUCAAAAGGGAAAAACACCACUUCAAAUCAUCACGAAAAAAAAUCGCCAAAGAAAACCAUAUGAUCCAAACUCCUAUGCAGACUUAAUGCGAAAUAUGGGUUUAUCAGUCCCACAAUUGCAACCAAACCCAUACACAUUCGGUUUGGGUCAGCCAUUCUUCAAUGCGAGCCAUAGACCUUGGCAACAAGAUGCUCCAAACAUCGUACGAGCCUCUGAGAUGCCUGUUGCAGAUCAAACUGAUGUGGUGAGUCCCAAUACAGAGGAGGAGGAGGCACAUCCUGACAUUGGACUUGUGAGAGAAGAUAGAAGCAAAGGGAGGAGUGAAGGUGAAGGCCGAACAAUAGUUUACCAGAGAGAUGAAAGCAUUGACAGUGACAGUGAUUGAAGGAUCCUGAAUAGUAUGACAUUGAAAGACACUACUAGAUAUUGGAUUAGAUUGCAAUUAGUGUCAAUCAAUUUAGAAUAGAUGUUCAUAGACAUUUUAAAGGUAUACAUAUUAUUUUAUUUUUUUGUGUUCUUUAUACCACGUUGAUGUCAAAUUAUUAACUAAAUAAGACAUCUGUCAACACCACGCAUUAGACAUUCAAAGUUAAGUUUGGUGAACCAGGAUUCGAACCCACAAUCAUAGGUUUCUGGCGUGGCCAAGGGACGCAACUUUGCACAGCAAAUUGCGGCGCCUUAGGCGACUUGGCCACCCGUGCCCCCUCUGUACAAAGAGAUAUAUUGUAAAUGAACAAGCAAAUCACUCGCUGAUUAAUAUCUAUACUCAAUGCAAUAAAGGGAAGACUUUACAGAGAGUAUUCGAGACAAGUGGAAUUAAUACCAUUUGAAUUCUCAUAACUCAAAGACCGCCUCCGUGGUAGAGCGUCCGCCCGAAGAGCGGAAGGUCCGGGGUUCGAUCCCCAGCCGCUUCAUACCAAAAGACGU
Haliotis rufescens (red abalone) is the source of this 6245-nucleotide messenger RNA. RefSeq lists its product as uncharacterized. The transcript has 6 exons. The record is from RefSeq and is a predicted model, not a curated record. Lineage: Eukaryota; Metazoa; Mollusca; Gastropoda; Lepetellida; Haliotidae. Bases 1 to 5703 code for a protein of 1900 amino acids. Gene Ontology annotation, molecular function: protein binding.